This is a messenger RNA of Mus caroli (Ryukyu mouse), 1525 nucleotides long. Lineage: Eukaryota; Metazoa; Chordata; Mammalia; Rodentia; Muridae. The record is from RefSeq and is a predicted model, not a curated record.
AUGAAUACAGUUCCCCGCUAUCACAGAUCAUGUGGCAGUGGAGAAACCAUAGGAGUCAGUGCAUCUCAGGAGCAAGGGAUGGGCCUCACCUUGAGAAAGCCACCUUCUCGAUUAUGGUCUUUCGGUUGCCGGACAGAAGCACCUCUGCUCAUCCGUCCCUACCUUGCAGACAUGACCAUCUCUGAAAUCCAUGCANUCAUGACUGGAGGCUUUGCUACCAUAGCAGGCACAGUGUUGGGAGCCUUCAUAUCCUUUGGGAUUGACACAUCAUCCUUGAUUUCUGCCUCAGUGAUGGCUGACCCUUGUGCACUUGCCUUGUCCAAACUGGUAUAUCCAGAAGUCGAAGAGUCUAAGUUCAAGAGCAAGGAGGGACUGAAGCUUCCUCAAGGGGAAGAGAGGAANAUCCUGGAAGCUGCAAGCAAUGGAGCCACAGAAGCCAUAAGCCUUGUUGCUAAUGUUGCAGCCAAGCUGAUUGCCUCUCUGGCUGUAUUGGCCUUCAUCAAUGCUACCCUCUCCUGGCUGGGGGAAAUGGUGGAUAUCCAUGGACUCAGUUUCCAGGUCAUCUGCUCCUAUGUCCUAAGGACCAUGGUUUUCAUGAUGGGUGUACAGUGGACAGACUGCCUUCUGGUGACUGAGAUAGUGGGAGUCAAAUUCUUUAUAAAUGAAUUUGUGACCUACCAACAACUGUCUCAGUACAAGAAUAAACGUCUCUCUGGAGUAGAAGAGUGGAUCAAUGGCGAGAAACAGUGGAUUUCUGUGAAAGCUGAAAUCAUUACAACAUUUUCCCUCUGUGGAUUUGCCAAUCUUAGUUUCAUAGGAAUCACACUGGGAGGCUUGACAUCCAUGAUACCCCAGAGGAAGAGUGACUUGUGCAAGAUUGUGGUCAGGGCCCUCUUCACAGGUGCCUGUGUUUCCUUUAUCAGUGCCUGCAUGGCAGGUAUCCUCUAUGUUCCCAGAGGCGCUGAAACUGACUGUGUCUCAUUCCUAAACACAAAUUUCACCAAUAGAACAUAUGAGACAUAUGUGUGCUGCAGAGAGAUUUUCCAGAGUACUUCGCUGAACNGCACCAACAUGCCUUCUUUCUCAGGCCCCUGGCAAGACAACGUGUCCAGUCUCAGGAAUCUUGCUAGCUGCUGUGACCUCUAUACCAGCACUGUGUGUGCAUGAGGCUGGUGGGCCGCUGCAAGACAGUUCUCAUAGAACAGAUUCAUAUUACCAAAUACAUUUUCAUGUACUUCCUAUUCUCUGAGAACCCCACUAAACUCCACAAAGACAUGAAAUUCAUUAUAGACCCUCUUGAGCCAAAGUAUGGUGGGAAUGUAGCUGAGGGGGAAAAUAUGUGUGUGGUGAGGGCUAAGAUCCAGGUUCAACCCUGGGCCAGGCUCAGAGUGGGGAGAGUGGGGAAAUCAAAGUAGAUGCUUAGUUUUAACUUGGGAAUGGUGGUCUCUUACCUGUAGGNUCACAGCUAAGGGGAUUACCCCAGAUUCAAGGCAAGCCUGGCCCAAACAUGGCAUGUCCUCGUGCA